CACUUUACAACAGAGGAAAUGACUGCAAGUGGUGCUACAACAGAAGAAGUUAGCACAACCUAUUUCACAACAGAUGGAUUGCACACAACUUACUCUACUACACAAAAUCCUGGAACCACCAACCUCAUUACAGAUGUACAGAACACCACUGGCUAUGGAGCAAAUGAAUCUACAAUCAGUCACUUUACAACAGAGGAAAUGACUGCAAGUGGUGCUACAACAGAAGAAGUUAGCACAACCUAUUUCACAACAGAUGGAUUGCACACAACUUACUCUACUACACAAAAUCCUAGAACCACCAACCUCAUUACAGAUGUACAGAACACCACUGGCUAUGGAGCAAAUGAGUCUACAAUCAGUCACUUUACAACAGAGGAAAUGACUGCAGGUGGUGCUACAACAGAAGAAGUUAGCACAACCUAUUUCACAACAGACGGAUUGCACACAACUUACUCUACUACACAAAAUCCUGGAACCACCAACCUCAUUACAGAUGUACACAGUACCACUUACAGCACAGAGGAGUCUAAAUUCAGUGACUUUACAACAAAAGAGCUGACUGCAACUGGUUUUGCAACAGAAAAGCAAAGCACAACACAUUUCAUAACAAAUGCAUUGCGCAACACUUAUUCUACUUCCAGCUUCACUGCAAGCAAUCCAAACACCAGUGGCCAUGGUACAACCAAUUUUAUUACUGAUAUAGUAGGCACCAGUGGCUAUAAUACAAAAGAGUCUACACAGAGUGGUUUUACAACAGAUGAUGUAAGAGAAAGUGAUUUUACUACAGAAGAAUCAAAUACUAGUCAUACACAAAAUCCUAAAACCAUCAAACCUACUACAAAAGCACAAAACAUCAGUGGCUAUAGUACAAAAGAAUCUAUAAUCAGUGAGCUUACAGCACAAACUAGUGAUUUUCAAACAGAAAUGACAAAUACUAUUCAUAGUGUUGUCACAGCAUCCUCUAAACAUACUCUUGAUGCUUCAUCUGCAUUACCUACACCUACUCAGAAUGCUUCAUUAACAACUUUGAAUAAUACUUUAUCACCAUCAGAUUAUACAGAAACUUUUUCAUCGACCCAGCAUGGCCCUACUAUAACACCACUGACUCUCAGUCAAACAGCUUCACUUCUGCUAUCUGAGCCAGUGUACUCUUCUAAGGUAUCUGUUGAUGGUCCAGACACUACAGCCACAUCUUUGUCAGCUCACUCGGUUUCAACUUCAUCAUUAACAACUUCUCGUAUGGCUUCCUUGGAAAGAACUAUAAAUGUACUAAGUGAUUCCACUUCAUCCUCUACACCAUCUACAAGUGCUGCUACUUUACAACCUACACCUGGUCAAAUAGAUUUAUCCUCAUCUCCCAGGACCCAAAACACUGCCACGACGUCUUUUUUUCAUGAUCCAACAACUUUAGUUAUAUUGCCAGCUAUUACUUCAACAGAUGCCACAGAAUCUUUCACUGAUUCUCCGGCUAUUUCAUUGACGGCAUUUACUUUGUCAUCAGGUGAUGCCACUUAUACGUCACCAACAUUUGCAUCAUCUACUGUAAAUCAAAGGACUACCACAGUAUUAUCUAAUUCUGUGGCACCUCUUUCCUCUUUGGUAUCCGGAACAACCCAAAGUGUUGGAACACUACGUGUUUACACAUCAGCAACCACACCUACUGGACUGCCAACAUCUAUAACAACUUCAGCUCAUUUUCCUUUUGUUGUAACUCAGACUACUACCCUAACAUCAUCCUCUCGGCUUUCACCUGCUCUGCCUUUAUCAUCUACUAUAACACACAGUUCUACCACUUCAUUAUCUACUCUUCUCACAACUUCUUCCUCCUCUGCAGAAACUACUACCACCUUACUAUCUACAAGUUUGCCACUAACUUCCCCAUCCAAUACAUUCUCCCCUGCUCUUUCUAAUUCAGUUUUAUCAUCUACACAUAUCCAAACAGAUACUGCAUCAUCUACAAAGGUUCCACAAACUUUAGCUUCGACCUCAACCUCUAUUGCUUUCCAGUCUUCUCCUGCCCAAUCUGCCACAUACACUCCUCUUGUCUCAAUAUCAUCAUCUACCACAAAUCAUCCUGCUUCUUCAUCAGUCUCUCAAAAUGAUAAAACAUUGUCAUCUGCCACUUCCUCGAAGGAAAUGUCUUCAACUGGGUUUCCAACAAGCAGCAUCUCAUCAUCGUUGUCUUCAUCUAAAUCUUCAUCUACUACCACUAGCCAAACAACAACAAUUAUGUCCAAUGCAACUACAAGCACAACUACUACAACGUCUAUAAGUCCUCCUGUCAAUGAGCCCAAUGACAGAACCUUUGCCAUUGACUUUACCAUUAUCAACAUAAAUUUCACAUCUGACUUGAGUAACCCUAAUUCAACUUUAUAUAAAGAGCUGGAGUACAACAUCACAUUACAGUUAACAACACUCUACAAAAAAUGUUACUUGGGCAGCCUCUUCAAGUAUGUCAAAGUGAACGGCUUUAGAAAAGGCUCCGUGAUAGUGGACUGUACCUGUGUCUUCAGCACAAAUAACUCACUCCACAAUGUCUCAACCUUACUCAACGGUACCUCUGUCAAGGAUAUAUUUAUAUCUGCACUCAAUGGAUCUAAUGAUUUGGGUGUGAUGUAUCUUAUAAACCCAAAGAGCUUAACAGUGCAAGAACAAACAACAACUACAUCAACUGUAACCACCACAACAGUUUCAACAACAUCGAUGACCAAUAUACCUGUCACGGACUCCAGUGACAAACGCUUCAUCAUCAACUUCACCAUCAUAAACCUAAAUUUCACAUCUGACUUGAAUAAACCCAGCUCGGCUUUGUAUAAAAACUUGGAGACCAACAUCACAGCACAGCUCACACUUCUUUAUAAGAACAGUGAAUUAUCCAACAUCUUCAAGUAUGCCAGUGUGAAAGGCUUUAGUAAAGGCUCUGUGAAGGUGAGCUCUGUCUGUGUCUUCAGCUCAAGCCCCAUACUCAGCUUAACCUUGGUGAAGAAUAUAUUUGUAAGUGGAACUAAUAACUCCAGUCUAUUUGGCGGACUCUAUCAGCUGGAUCCAAGCAGUGUGUCAGUAGAAGAAGACAUCAUUGAUCCCCUGAGUCAGUCGUAUGUGCCCUAUUGGGCCAUUAUCCUAAUAUGCUUGGGCAUCACGCUGAUUUUGUCAAUGAUCUCUUUCCUUGGCUAUGUGACUGUUCGAAGCAAGUGGUAUGGUCGAAGGGGUUCUUAUGAUAUAAUGCAGAUGCCGCAGAACUUGCCUUACACACGUCUUAAGUGAGAAUCAGAGACACCAGAAGAGCAGAAGAGAAGGAAUGAAAGGAAGACACCAAAAUUAAAAUGAACAAAAUAUAUAUAUAUAUUUUGCUCAGUUCUGACAUGGCAAUUAAUUUACCUUGCAAAAACAUAUCAUUAUUUUUAUAGCUUUACAUGAAUGUUUACAUUAUUAUUAAAUUAAUGCCAACAAAAAGAAAAUUGUAAACAAAAAGUUAAUGUUUCUUAUUUUUAUAUACUUCAUGUGACAUACGAGUAAAAAAAUCGUAUAAAAUGGCACUGCCAGCACUUUGUUGUUGAUUUUCAAUUGAAAAUAUAAAUGAGUAUUUUAAUAAUAAAAUUUGAAUAUGUAUUUA
Erpetoichthys calabaricus (reedfish) is the source of this 3613-nucleotide messenger RNA. Its product is annotated as serine-rich adhesin for platelets-like. The transcript has 11 exons. NCBI's taxonomy places the organism in Eukaryota, Metazoa, Chordata, Cladistia, Polypteriformes, Polypteridae. The record is from RefSeq and is a predicted model, not a curated record. Bases 19 to 3264 code for a protein of 1081 amino acids.